Clonostachys rhizophaga is the source of this 2007-nucleotide messenger RNA. The record is from the annotation of a GenBank genome assembly. Lineage: Eukaryota; Fungi; Ascomycota; Sordariomycetes; Hypocreales; Bionectriaceae.
AUGGAGAAGAUUACAGACAAGAUCGCCGCUUUGCCGGCUGAUGGCUCCUACUUCUCUUUGGAAUUCUUCCCGCCAAAGACAGAAAUGGGUUUCAGCAACUUAAAAGACCGACUUCACCGUAUGGAGAGAGCAUUGAGACCCCUGUUCGUCAACGUCACUUGGGGUGCAGGAGGAUCAACCGCCGAGAAGUCGAUCGAGCUCGCCGAAUGGUGCCAGAAAGAACUCGGUGUAACUACAUGCUUACAUCUCACAUGCACCAACAUGAGCCGCCGUCUUGUUGAUAAGGCGCUAGAAGAUGCAAAGAGGCUAGGAAUUCGAAAUAUCCUAGCCUUGAGAGGAGACCCGCCACGAAAGGAUGAAUAUCAGAUGCCCGAGGACCAAGUUGACGACGAUGCUGAAGAGCUCGUUUGGGCACUGGAUCUUGUCAAAUAUAUCCGCAAGAAGCAUGGCGACUAUUUCUGCAUCGGCGUUGCUGCGUACCCAGAAGGUCAUGCCGAUGAGAGCCACCCGCUUGGACAGAGUCUUGAGCAUGACCUCCCAUAUCUCGUUGACAAGGUGGCAGCCGGUGCCGACUUCAUCAUGACUCAGUUAUUUUUUGAUUUCCAAGCCUACGAAAACUUCGAGAAUACACUCAGAGAGCACCCCAGCGGUGUAUUUAAAACGAUACCCAUCCUCCCAGGUCUCAUGCCCAUCCAGAGCUAUCAGAUGAUCAAACGGACGACCAAAUUGAGUCACGCCAAGGUCCCGGAGGAUAUACACUCACGUCUAGAUGCCGUCAAAGGAGAUGACGAGAAAGUCAAAGCGAUCGGUGUUGAUAUUGUCAGUGAACUGGUGGAGAAGAUCAAAGUCGUCAAGAACAAGACCCCUGGUCCCAAGGGUUUUCACUUUUACACGUUGAAUCUCGAGAAGGCUGUCUCGUUCAUUGUAGAGAGGACUCAUCUGAUCCCCAAGAUUCCAGAUGAAGAAGAAGCAAUCGUCGACGGACCCCCGAUCACACUCCAGAUCAAUGGCGAUCCUGCUGGAAAGAUUCGCUCCCGGUUUUCAAGGCGUAAGUCGUCUUCGGUGGCCUCCGAUCCACACAACAGAGUUAUCGUCAAAGACGGCCAACUUUCAAAUCCCGAAUGGGAGGCGUCGGGGCAGGAAGCUGGCCUCAGUGCAGAAACCCCCAAUACCCGCUCCAACACCUUGGCCAUCUCGGAAGGUGAGGGCGUCUUAGGACGAGAGGCUACAUGGGAUGACUUUCCCAACGGUCGUUUUGGUGAUUCUCGAUCACCCGCAUAUGGCGAGAUUGACGGCUACGGUGUGAACAUUCACAUGACCCCUACGCAAGCCAUCAGACUCUGGGGCCACCCCAAAUCUCGGGAGGAGAUCAAUGAUCUUUUUGUUAAACAUAUCAAAGGAGAAUUAGCUGCUAUUCCUUGGAGCGAAGAGGAACUACUCGCAGAGAGUUCAAUUAUCAGCAACCACCUCAUGAAGCUCAACACCAAGGGCUGGUGGACGGUGGCUUCUCAGCCUGCCGUCAACGGACUGCGCUCAUCCGAUUCAACCUUUGGAUGGGGUCCGGCGAACGGAUUCGUAUUCCAGAAGGCAUUCGUUGAAUUCUUCCUUUCUUCCUCAGACUGGUCUGUUCUCUUGGAGAAACUCAAGGCACCUGCCGCAGAGGGAACCAUAUGCUUUUAUGCCUUGAACGCCAAGGGUGACUUUGUUUCUUCAAACUUGAGCACCUUUGCCAGCAGUGGCAGCGCCGCCUCAUCCGACACUAACGCGGUCACCUGGGGUGUGUUCCCGGGCAAAGAAAUUGUUACGCCGACCAUCAUCGAGGAGGUCAGUUUCCGGGCAUGGAGCGAGGAAGCGUUUGGAAUCUGGGGAGAAUGGGCCAGAGUAUACAGCCGAGGAUCAGAGAGCGAGAAGCUACUGAACGGAAUCAAGGACGAUUGUUGGCUCGUGAACAUCAUCCACCAUGACUUCAUGGAGCAGGACGCAUUGUGGGAUUUAUUGAUGGGAUAG